Molecule: messenger RNA, 759 nt
Organism: Aspergillus ruber CBS 135680
Lineage: Eukaryota; Fungi; Ascomycota; Eurotiomycetes; Eurotiales; Aspergillaceae
Product: DUF5315 domain-containing protein
Exons: 1
Coding region: 1-759 (252 amino acids)
Source: RefSeq, a predicted model, not a curated record
AUGGCGAGCACAUCAAAAGACAGUCCUCACCAUUUGAGGAAAAUAAGCUCUCAGCGUCUCCCACCGCCAUCUCUGUUUCAAGGCCCUCCGUCUCACAACGCAUCCAAUCUAUCACUUGCUCAGCCACCGUCGAAUGUAGGAUCUCGAGGAGCCAGCCAGCCUCCACCAUUGCAGCGCAGUCGCAUCCCUCAUGCUCAUGAUUCCUUCAGCACUCAAAGCCAUUCGCUGUCACCAUUCAGGUCGCGCGCGCAGUCAAAAGGCGAAGUGGAUAGCUCAGAUGCGAUCUGGCAGGAAAUGCAGAGUGCCCUUUCUGAGGUUGAGUUAAGCGCCGUGACUCGGGAACAUGUUUUCGGGGAAAAGCACUCAGAGGCAUUGGAGGAUCUGCGACGGAAACAGCUGACGCUCGCGCAGGCGUGGGCUCGGAGCGAGGCAGAUGAAGUGGUCGACACAUCGGAGCGCCGUCCAUCGUUGCAAGGGCAGUCUCGGAAUCCGAACGUUACAGCAGAGGAUAUUAACCAUCGGAACCUGGAUGAAGAGACUGAACGAGAUAUUCUCUUGGCACGUGAGAGGCGGGAAGCCAAUGACCGGUACUUUGAUCGAGUCAACAACGGUGUGUUGGACGUGGUGACCAAACUUGAAGAAGUUGCUCAGGCUAUGCGUGCCGUGGAGAAAGAAAGCAAGGAUAUUUGGAGUGACACUGACAGCAUGACAACUACUACGACGGCGCCGUCCACUACCAAUGCCGGGACAGAGUUAUAA